Molecule: messenger RNA, 411 nt
Organism: Didymodactylos carnosus
Lineage: Eukaryota; Metazoa; Rotifera; Eurotatoria; Philodinida; Philodinidae
Source: the annotation of a GenBank genome assembly
AUGAUUGACAAUCUGUUUCAAUUUGUCCAAUUAUGUUUCGUACAAGAACAAACAUUACUUAACUGUACGUCAGGUGAAAAAUUGCUUAAUUUAUUUGAUCAAGAAGAUAAUUUGGGAUUGUCGAGGUCAAUAAAUAAAUCUCAAACACCGGAAGAGAUAAUGCAAAGUUUUACAAAUCCGUCAAAUCAUAUUGUCAAACGAUAUUGUACAACAGAUGAAAUAAUAAACGAGGAAUGUAAUGAAUAUGUUAAUAGAAUAACAGCAAAUAAAACGAAACAAAAAAGUUCAAAAUGUCGCUAUAAAGCUCUCAGUGGUUUAGCUAAACAACCUAAAUCAUAUAAUAAAUUUAUUAGUAUGCAGAAGAAGUAUAUGAAACGUGUGAUGAGUAUAUUUGGUACAACAACAGUUUAG